AUGUUGGUCAAGUCCUUCAUCGCGCUUGCAGCGUGCACGCGCUUCGCACGUGCUGUGCCUUACCCUCACGACUCUACCUCACGUGUUCUUCCUCGAGCUGCAAACUCCACCACGUGCCCGGGCUACACAGCUACAAAUGUCGAUGUCACGGACUCCGGCCUCACAGCCGACCUCACUCUCGCUGGCACUGCUUGCAAUGCAUACAGUGAAGAUCUCCAGGAGCUGAAGCUGGUUGUUGAGCACCAGACUGACGACCGUCUCCACGUUAAGAUCUUCGAUGCGGGACUCAAUAUGUUUCAGGUUCAGGAGGAUGUCCUUCCCCGUCCUGCCAACGGCAAGGCCGCUUCUUCAGGCGCAGCUGUUCGAUUCGACAUUACCGCGCAGCCGUUUGGAUUCAAGGUCAUUCGCAACAGCAACAAUGAAACCAUCUUCGACACCACUGGCACUCCAUUGAUCUUCGAGAAGCAGUAUGUCCGUCUACGCACUAACCUGCCAAAGGACCCCAACAUUUACGGCCUUGGAGAGCACAGCGAUUCUUUCCGCUUCCACACGAAGGGCUACCGCCGCAGCUUGCUCAAUGCCGAGUCGAUCAAUAUUCCCAACAAUGCGAACCUAUACGGCUCACAUCCGGUCUAUUUUGAUCACCGUGGCGACAAGGGUACUCACGGUGUCUUCAUGCUGAAUUCUUCUCCGAUGAACAUCGACAUUGACCAAAAUGACGCUGGCAGCCAGUACCUCGAGUACAACGCCAUCGGCGGUAUCGUUGACCUGUACUUUUUGGCUGGUCCCGGCCCCGCUGAUGUAUCCAAGCAGUACGCUGACGUUGUUGGCUACUCUGCAAUGUACCCUUAUUGGGCGCUCGGCUUCCACCAGUGCAAGUACGGCUACUGGGACGUCAACAUGGUUGCUGAGGUCGUUGCCAAUUACUCGACCGCUGGCAUUCCGCUUGAGGUUAUGUGGACUGACAUUGACUAUAUGGAUGCGCGCCAGGACUUUACCCUCGACCCCGAGCGCUUCCCUCUUACUAAGAUGCAGGAGCUUGUGUCGACUCUCCACUCCCGCGACCAGCGCUAUGUGCUUAUCCUUGAUCCUGGAGUUCAUGCAUUCGAGGAAGUUGCAGCAUAUAAGAGCGGCCACGAUCUCGAUGUCUUCUUAAAGGCGGCCGAUGGCACUGAUAUUCUCGGUGUGCAGUGGGCCGGUGCUGUUGCAUGGCCCGACUGGUUCCAUCCCAACACACAGAAGUGGUGGACUGACGAGGUUCUCAGCUUCUUCGAUGCCGACUCCGGCGUUAACAUUGACGGCAUCUGGGUUGACAUGAAUGAGGCCUCCAGUUUCUGCCACGACACGCAGACCUGCAACUCCCGCCAGAAGGCGAUCGACGACGGCAUCCCACCAAAGCCCGCCUUCGCUCCUCGCCCCAACACUGGACGUCCCAUUCCUGGCUUUCCUUCAUCCUUCCAGCCCGACUCCUCAACGAAGCGCGAUCUUGAGGCUCGUCAAGCUAUGGGUCAGAUGAAGGGCUUCGCGGACCGUGAGUGGUUCAAUCCUGCCUACACGGUCAGCAACCACGUCGGCGGCCUUAGCGACCAGACCAUCCCCUUCAAUACCUCCAACUACGAUGGCACACGCCAAUACGACACGCACAACCUCCACGGUCACAUGAUGGCUUUGACGACCCAGAAGUCUAUGUCCGCCCGCCGUCCAGAUGUGCGCCCAUUCGUUCUCACUCGCUCUACCUGGGCCGGUACCGGCCGCAAGGCUACUCACUGGUUCGGCGACAACGCCUCUGACUGGGAGCACUACCGCACUUCGAUCCGGCAGAUGCUGUCUUUCGUAUCGAUGCACCAGAUGCCGCUUGUAGGCUCCGACGUUUGCGGCUUCAACGGCAACACAAACGAGAACCUGUGCGCGCGCUGGGCCAUGCUCGGCGCCUUCCAGCCCUUCUAUCGCAACCACGCUGAGCUGAGCACUAUCCAGCAGGAAUUCUACCAGUGGGCGUCCGUCGCCGUCGCCGCAAAGAAGGCAAUCGACACCCGCUACAAACUCCUCGACUAUAUAUACACCGCACUGUACUACCAGACCACUACCGGCGCGCCCAUAAUCAACCCCCUGUUCUUCCUGUACCCUGAGGACGCAAAUACGUUCGGUAUCCAAGAACAGUGGUUCUACGGCGACGCGCUGCUGAUCUCGCCCGUCACCACAGACUUCUCGGACACAGUCACGUACUACCUUCCCAACGACGUCUUCUACAACUACUGGACGCUCGAGAAGGUGCAGGGCGCUGGUACAAACGUUACAGAGACCAACCUGACCACCAGCGAUAUCCCCGUGCACAUCCGCGGCGGCAGCAUCCUGCCCAUGCGCAUGAACUCGGCGAACACUACAAAGGCGCUGAGGCAAGAGGAUUUCUCCAUCCUCGUCGCUCCUGGUACGGAUGGGAGCGCGAGGGGACGGUUGUACCUCGACGAGGGCGAGAAGAUUCAGCAGAGCGACGUCAGCGAGGUUGAGUUCAGUUUUCAGAACGGCAAGUUCACCGCUUCAGGCAGCUUUGCGUACAAGGGCGCGGUGGGCGAGUCUAUCACCGUUGCAAAGGUGCUGGUUAUUGGGCAGGAUAAGGCGGGUGCGACGGGCACGUUCGAUGCCGCGACCGGCUCGGUGGAGGUCCAGGGGCCGUGGAAGCUGGACGGUGGGUUCGAGUUCCAACUGUAA
Molecule: messenger RNA, 2709 nt
Organism: Didymella exigua CBS 183.55
Lineage: Eukaryota; Fungi; Ascomycota; Dothideomycetes; Pleosporales; Didymellaceae
Product: glycoside hydrolase family 31 protein
Exons: 2
Coding region: 1-2709 (902 amino acids)
Biological process (GO): carbohydrate metabolic process
Molecular function (GO): hydrolase activity, hydrolyzing O-glycosyl compounds; carbohydrate binding
Source: RefSeq, a predicted model, not a curated record